Messenger RNA from Triticum dicoccoides, 1356 nucleotides. RefSeq names its product peroxidase 66-like. Gene Ontology annotation, biological process: hydrogen peroxide catabolic process; response to oxidative stress. The record is from RefSeq and is a predicted model, not a curated record. The transcript has 2 exons. NCBI's taxonomy places the organism in Eukaryota, Viridiplantae, Streptophyta, Magnoliopsida, Poales, Poaceae. Gene Ontology annotation, molecular function: heme binding; peroxidase activity. The coding region runs from base 92 to 1132 and encodes 346 amino acids.
AUAAAUGACGCCCACUGCCUGGCGUAAGGAAGCCACAAGCCCCACUCAAGCUAGCUUCACCUCAAGCUCGAGCUUCACUUGAGCCCCAAAAAUGGCGAGCAGCUCACUAGUAGUCCUGGCCGUCCUGGCCACCGUGGCCGCGCUGCUGCUCUCUCCGGCCAUGCCCCUACCCGUCUUCACCGGCGACUCCUCCCCGGGCUUCCACGCGGCGUCGUGCCCGCAGCUGGACGGCAUCGUGUGGUCGUCCGUGGAGGCGGCGCUGCGGCAGGAGGUGGCGGUGGCGGCGGGCAUGCUCCGCCUCUACUUCCACGACUGCUUCCCGCAGGGCUGCGACGCCUCCAUCCUCCUCAACACCACCGCCGCCCGCGAGACCGCUCUCGGCCCCAACCUCAGCAUCCAGCCGCGCGCCAUGCAGCUUAUCGAGUCCAUCCGCGCCAGGGCGCACGCCGUUUGCGGGCCCGUCGUCUCCUGCGCCGACAUCACCCUGCUCGCCACCCGCGACAUCAUCGUCAUCUCCGGCGGGCCCUGGUUCAACGUGCCGCAGGGCAACCUCGACAGCCUCGCCCCGGCGUCGCAGGACAAGGUGUUCGACCUCCCGGCGCCUGACACGGCCAGCGUGGCGACGCUCGUGAACUCCUUCGCCACCAGGGGCCUCGGCGACGUGGCCGACCUCGUGGCGCUCUCCGGCGCGCACACCAUCGGGCGGUCGCAGUGCGGCAGCUUCGUCGACCGGUCCAAGCGCGCCGACGACACCUUCUCGAGGAAGCUGGCGGCCAACUGCAGCAAGCACCCGGAGCGGCUGCAGAACCUGGACGUGAUCACCCCGGACCUGUUCGACAACGCGUACUACAAGGCGCUGGGGUUCAACCAGGGCGUGUUCACCUCCGACAUGGCCCUCGUGAAGAACAAGACCACCGCGCCCAUCGUGAAGCGGUUCGCCGAGAGCAAGGACGCCUUCUUCGGGCAGUUCGCCAGGUCCAUGGAGAAGCUCGCGAGGGUGCCCAAACCGGCCGGCAACGUGGGCGAGAUCCGGCGCUUCAGCUGCUUCAGGACCAACGCCCAGCGCGCCGACGCUGCAACCGUGGACGCCGCCGGCAAGGAGGAGGAGGAGGGCUUCGCCGCUUCCGCUUGAUCUGAUGGUACGGUCAAGUGCGUACGGGCGCAAGAUGGUCGUCGGCAGGCAGGCUAGCAGGUACCCGUGCGUUGUGUUAGCGUGCAUGCUUCCUUUUUCUGCGUGUAGCAAUAAAGAGACAGAGAUUUCGAUCGUCGUUGCAUCUCAUCUUGAUGAACUUUGUGGUGUUUACUGCUUGUUGGGCACGGUCAUCCUCUUGCGUGCUUGAAGACUUUUGGAACCCC